This is a messenger RNA of Symbiodinium necroappetens, 288 nucleotides long. The record is from the annotation of a GenBank genome assembly. NCBI's taxonomy places the organism in Eukaryota, Dinophyceae, Suessiales, Symbiodiniaceae.
GUCGCCUGGUACUUCCGGAAGGCCUUGUUCAACUGCCUCGGGGACAUCUUCGGCUGCGCGCCCCAGAAGACCCAUGCGGUGCAAACCAAGGACCUGGAAGGAGGUGCUAUCCAGGUCAAGCCUACUGCGCAGGGCACCGUCAUAGGCGCUGCGCCACCCGGAACACAGCAUGCCGCAGCGCCCAUGAUCGUGGUGGCGACGGAUGAUGCCAGCCGUGGUGAGGUAAUGAACUAUCAGACGCUGCGGGAUGCCUGUCUCAACUGGAAUGCCGGAAACAUCCUUGGCAAG